ACGGCGCGGGGCGGGAGUGGGCGCGGCGAGGCCCGCGGCGGGGCAAAACUGGCCUGGGCCCUGGCGGCCGCCGAAGCGCGUGCGGCGUGGACUUUGCCGGGCUUGCCACCAGCCCGAGACCCGUUUAGGACCGGGAGACCGAACGCAGCGUCCAGCCGAGGAGUUUCGGCGGCGUUCUCCGGGCACCGCGCGCGGGAAGCCAGACGCAGCGGGGGGACAGCUCGCGGUGGCGUUGCCAGAGUGAGGAGUUAGCAGGCAGGACUUGACGAGGCUCUUUGGUUUUUCUAGUCCUCAACCACUGAAGAAGAAGCUUGAUGCUUGGCUGUCAGAGACAUGAAUUACGCACGGUUCAUCACGGCAGCGAGCGCAGCCAGAAACCCUUCUCCCAUCCGGACCAUGACUGACAUAUUGAGCAGAGGACCAAAAUCGAUGAUCUCCUUGGCUGGUGGCUUACCAAAUCCAAACAUGUUUCCUUUUAAGACUGCCGUAAUCACUGUAGAAAAUGGAAAGACCAUCCAAUUUGGAGAAGAGAUGAUGAAGAGAGCACUUCAGUAUUCUCCAAGUGCUGGAAUUCCAGAGCUUUUGUCCUGGCUAAAACAGUUACAAAUAAAAUUGCAUAAUCCUCCUACCAUCCAUUACCCACCCAGUCAAGGACAAAUGGACCUAUGUGUCACAUCUGGCAGCCAACAAGGUCUUUGUAAGGUGUUUGAAAUGAUCAUUAACCCUGGAGAUAAUGUCCUCCUAGAUGAACCUGCUUAUUCAGGAACUCUUCAAAGUCUGCACCCACUGGGCUGCAACAUUAUUAAUGUUGCCAGUGAUGAAAGUGGGAUUGUUCCAGAUUCCCUAAGAGACAUACUUUCCAGAUGGAAACCAGAAGAUUCAAAGAAUCCCCAGAAAAACACCCCCAAAUUUCUUUAUACUGUUCCAAAUGGCAACAACCCUACUGGAAACUCAUUAACAAGUGAACGCAAAAAGGAAAUCUAUGAGCUUGCAAGAAAAUAUGAUUUCCUCAUAAUAGAAGAUGAUCCUUACUAUUUUCUCCAGUUUAACAAGUUCAGGGUACCAACAUUUCUUUCCAUGGAUGUUGAUGGACGUGUCAUCAGAGCUGACUCUUUUUCAAAAAUCAUUUCCUCUGGGUUGAGAAUAGGAUUUUUAACUGGUCCAAAACCCUUAAUAGAGAGAGUUAUUUUACACAUACAAGUUUCAACAUUGCACCCCAGCACUUUUAACCAGCUCAUGAUAUCACAGCUUCUACACGAAUGGGGAGAAGAGGGUUUCAUGGCUCAUGUAGACAGGGUUAUUGAUUUCUAUAGUAACCAGAAGGAUGCAAUAUUAGCAGCUGCAGACAAGUGGUUAACUGGUUUGGCAGAAUGGCAUGUUCCUGCUGCUGGAAUGUUUUUAUGGAUUAAAGUUAAAGGCAUUAAUGAUGUAAAAGAACUGAUUGAAGAAAAGGCCGUUAAGAUGGGGGUAUUAAUGCUCCCUGGAAAUGCUUUCUACGUCGAUAGCUCAGCUCCUAGCCCUUACUUGAGAGCAUCCUUCUCUUCAGCUUCUCCAGAACAGAUGGAUGUGGCCUUCCAGGUAUUAGCACAACUUAUAAAAGAAUCUUUAUGAAGAAAUUAAACUAGGUUGGGCAUGGUGGCUCACACCUACAAUCGCAGCACUUUGGGAGGCUGAGGAGGGCGGAUCACUUGAGCCCAGGAAUUCAAGGCUGCAGUAAGCUGCGAUCACACCACUGCACUCUCUGGCCUGCGUGGCAGAACAAGACCCUGUCUCUGAAAAAAGAGAAAGAAAGAAAUCAAACUAAUCAAUGCUGCUCAUGGAUUUUUCCAAUAAAUUUCUUGUUUUGGCAGGAAGAAAUGAACACUGGUAUUAGACUUACAGAUUAAAUUUCCUCAAACAUGUCCUAUCUGUAGUAGUUCAACUAGACCCCUUUUAAAGUGCCUCUAAAUUCAUCAGAUGGCCAAACUGUAUUUAUAAUCCACUUAGGCAUUUUGAAAAAUUUUCAACCUGUAAAAAAUUACUUUUAUCUUGGAUUUAUUAUAAAGAACUUUGUAGUUGCUUUAUAAUUUCCCAUAAAUUGUCUUUGAAACUAACAUUUUACACUAAAUUAUUUUGAGAUUUUAAAGUAAUUAAGUUCAAAAUGGUAUAUAAUGUGUACUUUUUCUACUUUUAGGAAAAUUUAAUGAGAGCUUAUUGCAAAAAUUGUUAUAAGUUGGUCAUUAUAAGUGACUUUUAGUAAAAGUACCAUAAACAUUAUGUUAUGCCACAGAAAUUCCUUUAAAAUAAAAUUCUGAAACUAAACAUA
Symphalangus syndactylus (siamang) is the source of this 2305-nucleotide messenger RNA. RefSeq names its product aminoadipate aminotransferase (gene AADAT). Gene Ontology annotation, molecular function: pyridoxal phosphate binding; L-kynurenine:2-oxoglutarate transaminase activity. Gene Ontology annotation, biological process: biosynthetic process. The record is from RefSeq and is a predicted model, not a curated record. Lineage: Eukaryota; Metazoa; Chordata; Mammalia; Primates; Hylobatidae.